This is a messenger RNA of Paramecium octaurelia, 2014 nucleotides long. The record is from the annotation of a GenBank genome assembly. NCBI's taxonomy places the organism in Eukaryota, Ciliophora, Oligohymenophorea, Peniculida, Parameciidae.
AUGGAUUAAGACGAGAGAAAAGUGAUAACAAAAACAAUACUUCUUAAGAAAUAUCAAUAUUAUUUAGCACUUUUGAAUGAAUAAAUAGAAUUGUAAAAGAGGUAUCCGUAAUACAUUCUAGGAAUACAUGAUUAUCAAAAUAAGGAAGAUUAAUUAUAAAUUACUUACAAUUGCAGCGAAAAUGCGAAAUCCUUAUCUAAAGUAGAGUUUAGGACAAAAGAAGAAAAAAUUAGAAUGUUUCAUUAGCUUUUUGAGAUUGCGGAGUUUUUAAAAUAGAAUAAUAUUUUACAUAAUAACAUUAAAAAAAAUAAUCUAAUUAUUGAUGAUAAUAAAUUAUAUCUGACAGACUUUGGAUAUAUUGCAGGAUAAUUGGGCGUAAAUAUGUUUAGGAAUGAAUUAAAUUUUAUAUAAACUCUCAAUAAAGACUAAAAAAAAUAAGUUAUUCCAUAUUUAACAAAAGAAUUAGUUCAAAUAUUGGAUAAUAAUGACAAGGAGUACAGAAAAGAAAAAUUAAACUAGAGGGAUCCUUAAGAAAUAAUGCGAUAUGAUUAGCAUGUAUUAACAUGUUUGAUGGUAGAAAUAUUUUCUCCUUUAGACUGGGAAGUUUAUGAGCUUGUUAUUUUAAAAUCAUUUUCUUUCAAGCAGAAACUUAUGGACAUAAAAAAACACAAUUCAGAUUUCCCAAAUUAUGCCAUUUUAAUAAUAGAAUAAAUACUACAAUCUAUGUUUGUUAAGGAAGAUCUAUCGAUCUCAAAAUUUCCAAAACCUUUAGAACCUAUAUUAAGAAAAAUCAAAAAAUAACGGUUGAAAAAUGUUCAUAAUUAAUAAAUAGUUCAAGAUUACUUAUAAAAUAAAGAUUUCGAAUUUGAUUUAGGAUUAUUAUAUUGUUUUAAAAUUAAUGAACUUGAGCAAACAAAAUCUGAGUUAUAAGAAUCAAACAAAGAAUUUGAUUGCUAAUUAACAAAAGAAAUAUCCAGAAUUUUAGAAAUUCCUUAAAAGAUUAAAGACUAACAAUUUUUGAUUGAUGAUUUUAUAGUAUUACCGUUAGAUGAUAAAUUAUUUUGCUUAGUUUAUUUGGAUAAUUACCUUGAAGAUUUUAGGCUUUCUAAUGAAAGAGAUCACUCUAAAUAAAAAAACGAAUUAUUAUAUAACUAUACUUUAAAAUUAUAAUUAAUAUAAUUUUAUGAUGAAAUAAACGACAAACCAAAAGAGCAAUUUAAAGUAAAUCAAGCUUUUUAGAAAUAUUAUCGUAGCCACUUAUAGAUUCAUCCAUAGACCUUCCAAUAAAAUCAAAUUCUAAAGGAAUAUAUAAAUAUUCAUCUUAAAGUUGUUUUAACGUAAUUUGAUAUUGAUGAAGAUGAAAGAAUAAAUAAGGAUACAAUUGUUGUUAAGUAAAGAGGGAAAAAUGAUGAAAAAAUUAUAUAUAUUAAUAUAGUUAAUGAAGGUAAGAUCAAAGAAAUGAUUGUUCAUGAGGUUCAUGAUAAUCAUAUUGUAGAAAAGAGCAAGCAUCUAAAAGUUUUGAAAUUCAAUCGACAUAUAGUAUUUAGAGUAAUAAAACAAUUUUAAAUUCGUUAAUCUCAGGUAGAAUUAAUAGAUUAUAGCAAAAAAAUAAAAUAUAAAGGAGAAUAUAAUUUCAACGAAGAUAGUCGAGAUAUUAUUUUUGAAGGGUAAGGCAUUAGAGAAAUCCUAGAAUAAGACAAAUAAUUUCUUUAAAUAGGAGAUGUUUAUAAAGUAGAGGGAACUUUUCAUAAUAAUGUUUUGGAAGGAGAUUAAAUUACAACUUUUUAUUAUCAUUUUGAUAACAAUAAAAGAACUUUCAGUUAAGGUAAGUAUAAGAAUGGGUAAUUAAGUGGGAAACAUGAACAUUUCUUAGUAAACUAAAUUAACAAAAGCGUCAAAACUAAUUAUCAUUGUUCUAGCUGUUUCUGUUCUCCCUUAAUAUCCUGUUAUUCUUGGUGCGCGUGGUGCCCUUGUUUUUUUAGCUAUUAUUUGCAAAUAAGUUGAUAGUUUAAUA